This is a messenger RNA of Gossypium arboreum, 703 nucleotides long. RefSeq lists its product as uncharacterized. Lineage: Eukaryota; Viridiplantae; Streptophyta; Magnoliopsida; Malvales; Malvaceae. The coding region runs from base 159 to 614 and encodes 151 amino acids. The transcript is spliced from 2 exons. The record is from RefSeq and is a predicted model, not a curated record.
UAUUCAGAAAGGGAAAGCGCAAUACCUACAAGCUAGUUAGUAGCUCCACGAAACAUUUUAUUUUUAGUGAAGAACGUGCACAUACUUGAAACCAAAACCAUUUUUCCUUUCCUUUUUUUUUCAUUUUUUUAAAAAGUAAGUUGUUUAGAAAUUGAAGAAUGAUGAACAAAUCACGCUGCAGAAGAAGCUCUACUUUGGUUCUUCUCUGGAUCAUCGUUUUUUGGCACCAAAUAUUAUCAGUAGUUUGCGAAAGAGUGCAGCUGCAGUUCAACAACGAAGAUCAGAAACUAUCUUUCUUUCAAUUAUUAUCAACCUCCAUUGAUUUGUUCAAGAGAUCUCAUCUAUCUUUUUGGCAAAACUUCAAAUCUGUUAUCUAUCAAUUCCAGUUGCACUUCGCCCCUCCAAAUCUUGAUUUUAGAAGGAGAGACACAAUAGAAGGAAAGGAAUCAGAGAGUGUGCGAGAAAAUAUGAAAGAAGCAGUGAAGAAGAGCAUUAGAACAGGAGAAGCAGCAAUUAAAGGAACUGCCAAAUCAGCUGCAAAAGUUGUUCAAAAGACUGCUGAUAAGGUCAAGAAGAAAAAGAACACAGUCUCUCAAUCUCAUGAUGAGCUUUAGACUUGUACACGCAUUUUCACUGUUACUAAAAAGCUUUUAUGAUAUUUUUACAGAUAAAAAUAAAACCCAAAAAAGGAAAAAACUAAAAA